Trichoplax adhaerens is the source of this 1092-nucleotide messenger RNA. RefSeq lists its product as uncharacterized. The record is from RefSeq and is a predicted model, not a curated record. Gene Ontology annotation, biological process: peptidyl-arginine methylation. Gene Ontology annotation, molecular function: protein-arginine N-methyltransferase activity. The annotation marks the transcript as partial. NCBI's taxonomy places the organism in Eukaryota, Metazoa, Placozoa, Uniplacotomia, Trichoplacea, Trichoplacidae. The transcript is spliced from 10 exons.
UCUAUAUUUGAUAGUAGAACAGAGGAAUCAUCCGCUGUGCAAUACUUUCAAUUUUAUGGAUAUUUAGCCCAGCAACAAAACAUGAUGCAAGAUUAUAUCAGAACAUCAACUUAUCAACGCGCGAUAUUGCAAAACUCAAUUGAUUUUCAAAAUAAGGUUGUGCUAGAUGUUGGUGCUGGCUCUGGUAUUUUAUCGUUUUUUGCCGUACAGGCUGGCGCUCGUAAAGUUUAUGCUGUGGAAGCUAGUUCCAUUGCAAUUCAUGCGGAGAAUUUGAUCCAUUCCAAUCAACUGUCACCGAAAAUACAAAUAGUAAAGGGCAGAAUAGAAGAGAUUGAAAUUCCGGAGCCAAUAGAUAUGAUCAUUUCAGAGCCAAUGGGUUACAUGCUUUUUAACGAAAGAAUGUUGGAAACUUUUUUACACGCUAAGAAAUGGUUAAAAUCUGACGGUCUUAUCUUUCCAACAAUUGCGAACCUUUAUUUCGCACCAUUCAGCGAUGAAUCUUUGUACAUAGAGCAGUCUUGUAAAGCCAAUUUCUGGCAUCAGAGAGCAUUUUAUGGAAUAGAUUUAACAAGCCUACAACAAACAGCGCUAUCAGAGAUUUUCAGACAACCUAUUGUUGAUACCUUUGAUGUUCGUCUGCUGCUAUCAAGGCCGUCAUGUUAUACAACCGAUUUUCGAACAACUGAUGAAACUGAUUUACAUAACAUCCAUAUCCCUUACAGUAUAAGUAUUGUAACAACUGGAAUUAUGCAUGGACUAGCAUUCUGGUUCGAUGUUGAGUUCGCUGGCUCUGCAACAUCUAUUUGGUUGUCCACUGCGCCGCAUGAACCUCUUACUCAUUGGUACCAGGUCCGUUGUCUUUUUCGGUCACCUUUAUUUGUUAGAGCAGGAGACGUUAUAACCGGGCAUAUAAGUAUGGUUGCAAACACAAGGCAAAGCUAUGACGUAGAAAUCAUGACUGUAUUGCAAAGUACAGGCGUUAAAACAGUAGCGGAAGUUGACCUCAAGAAUCCAUACUUUAGGUAUUCUCUAGGUCAGCCCUAUGUACCACCUGGAAGUAAUAAAACUUCACCUACAGAGUCUUACUGGUCU